AUGAAGGAUGAAGGGGACCUUCCACAGGAGGACACAGCAAAAGAUGAAGGUAAUGAAACUGAAGGCAGCAGGAUGAACAAGUUGAGAAGGACAAGGAAAAGAGUCACCAAGCCACAUCUUUGUUCAGCGGCUGGGGGAGAAAUCACCAUGGCCAAUUUCAACGACAACACCAGGGACAGUGCUCAGAUUAUGACCCCGCCUCAACUUUCUUCGAGAAUGAAACAUAUUAAACAAGAAAUGGCCAAAAAUCACCUCCAGUUUGUACGCUUUGAAGCAACGGACUUGCACGGUGUCUCCAGAUCAAAGAGCAUCCCUGCACAGUUUUUUCAAGAAAAAGUGAUCCACGGUGUUUUCAUGCCCCGUGGUUAUCUGGAACUGAUGCUAAGCCCUAAGGACAACGAGGUGAAUCACAUAAGAGCCACAUGCUUCAAUAGUGACAUCGUCCUCAUGCCAGAGCUGUCGACCUUCAGAGUCUUGCCAUGGGCGGAGAGGACCGCUCGGGUGAUCUGUGACACCUUCACAGUGACGGGUGAGCCUCUGCUGACUUCCCCCAGGUACAUCGCCAAGAGGCAGUUGCGCCAGCUGCAGGAUGCCGGCUUCUCCCUGCUGUCUGCCUUCAUCUAUGAUUUCUGUAUUUUUGGUGUUCCCGAAGUGAUUAAUUCGAAGACCAUAUCCUUUCCUGCUUCAACAUUACUGAGUAACCAUGACCAGCCCUUCAUGCAAGAGCUGGUUGACGGCCUUUAUCACACUGGAGCCAACGUGGAGAGCUUCUCGUCUUCUACCAGACCUGGGCAGAUGGAGAUCUGUUUUCUCCCUGAAUUUGGCAUUAGCUCAGCCGACAACGCAUUUACCCUCAGAACGGGUGUCAAAGAAGUGGCCAGGAGAUAUAACUAUGUAACAAGCCUUGCGAUGGAGACCGGAUUCUGCAAUUCAGGAAUUUUAUCUCACAGUGUCUGGGAUGUCGGCGGAAAGACAAACAUGUUCUGCGGUGCUUCCGGGGUGGAGCGGCUUACACUCACGGGGAAGAAGUGGUUGGCAGGUCUCCUGAAGCACUCCGCUGCUCUCAGCUGCCUGAUGGCCCCUGCUCUCAGCUGCCGCAAGCGCUACUGCAAGGACAGCAGAGACCUGAAGGACAGUGUGCCCACCACGUGGGGAUACAACGACAACAGCUGUGCCUUGAACAUUAAGUGUCACGGUGACAAAGGCACUCAAAUAGAAAAUAAACUAGGUUCAGCCACCGCGAACCCUUACCUGGUGUUGGCCGCCACUGUGGCUGCAGGCCUGGAUGGACUUCAGAGCUGUGAUAAUGCUAGUUCAGAUGAGAGCCAGGAUCUCUAUCAACCAGAACCUUCUGAGAUCCCUUUGAAGAUGGAAGAUGCCCUCACGGCCCUGGAGCAAGACCAGUGUCUUAAGCAGGCUCUGGGAGAAACUUUCAUUCGCUAUUUUGUUGCCAUGAAGAAGUAUGAAUUGGAAAAUGAAGAAACGGAUGCAGAGGGAAAUAAAUUCCUGGAGUAUUUUAUAUAG
Molecule: messenger RNA, 1524 nt
Organism: Arvicola amphibius (Eurasian water vole)
Lineage: Eukaryota; Metazoa; Chordata; Mammalia; Rodentia; Cricetidae
Gene: Lgsn
Product: lengsin, lens protein with glutamine synthetase domain
Exons: 4
Coding region: 1-1524 (507 amino acids)
Cellular component (GO): membrane; cytoplasm
Molecular function (GO): glutamine synthetase activity
Source: RefSeq, a predicted model, not a curated record